AUGUCUGCAGGUAAUAAGCACUACUUUCCCCCCCCUCCACACUCCUUCGCCUCACAAUCCCUGUCGGUCGGUACUCCCACACCACAAUCAAUCCCAGACAAGACAAGACGUCCCUCACUCACCACCUCAUGUCAUCUCUCUAGAAGCCUCUCCCGUCCCACCGACUUACCUCUUCGCAGUCGGCCUCAACCUCCCCGUGACCUCCACCUUCGCCCUCCCCCUCAGCCUCUACUACAUCUACCUGCAAGCCCGCGUCAUCCAACAGCGCGUCAUCACAAAUGAAUUGAUCGGCCAGCAAUCCACCUCUUCCACCGCGGACCCCAAAUCCACCGAUCCCCUCGCAACACCAUCUGCCUCGCCCGACUUGCUCCAGGCAGCCUGCCGCGCCCAGGGCAAUUUCGCCGAGAAUGUGCCCUUCGCCCUCAUCUUCGCCGCGCUGGCCGAGUUGAAUGGCGGGAACAAGACGGUCCUGAGCACGGCGUUGGGAAUGCUGUUGGUGGCGAGGGUGAUGCACGCCGACUUUGGCAUCAUGAACACGAAGAAGAACUUUGCGGGGUUCGGGAGACCUGUUGGGUUUCUGACGACGGCGGCUGUGAUGGCUGGGUUGGCUGGAUACGCGGCUGUGUUGAGUAGAGGAUACUGGGGGUUUUAG
Messenger RNA from Lecanosticta acicola, 652 nucleotides. NCBI's taxonomy places the organism in Eukaryota, Fungi, Ascomycota, Dothideomycetes, Mycosphaerellales, Mycosphaerellaceae. The record is from the annotation of a GenBank genome assembly.